UUCUAAAUUAUAUGAACUAGAUUGAAAAAUUUAAAACUCGGUCGUUUCCUUUUUCUUUUAAUCGAGACCGCAAUUCCUAGUUCGUUCCCCAUCUCCAGUGAGCUCCGAGGCUAUUGUUCUCUUUCCCCGGGAUAAACCGCCAGUUGCUUCGCGCUUCGAAUGAGAAGUCUCACAACGACCAGAAAAGGAUAAACAUUUCAGAAAUCUGGAUUCAAACAUGAAGCUCUCAAUCAAGUUUCAAGACGACCCCUUGAACGACGAUCAACACCGGCAAAUUAUGACAGCGAAGGUCCCCACCACCAUAUUCAACCAACCCUUCCUUUCUGGUGUCGCAGCCACUACCACCAACUCGGCUUCUGAUUUCUCCUUCUCCCUCUCCACCAACUUCCCUAUUGGUCCAUCCCUCAAGCUCUCUUACACCCCCACAGCCACCAACACCGCCUCCCUCCCUUUUUCUCUUUCCCUCAAAUCUGGCUUAGGUAUUUCUGGUUCUCCUCGCAACUCCCCUCUCGUAUUUUCUGCCAGAUUCUCUCUCUCUCCUUCACACGUCCCUGUCCCAACUUUCUUUCUUCACCUCAAACCCCAAUUCGGUCACUUUUCUUUCGAUAAAACCGUCUUCUCGAACCCUAUCGCCGAUCAGAUUUCUGGGUCUGCGUCUGAUUCUCGAGAGCCCUCAGCAGUACCGUCCCUUGAUAGAAGUGAAAUUGGAGGAAAUGGGUUGGGAGAUGGAAAUUCUUGGUCGGGUUGGAAGGAAUUGAAAUUGGAACCUUGUGGGGGAAGAGAUGAGGGUGCGAAUUUUACACAUGUGAAUAACUCUGAGGGUCAGUCGAAUGGAACAAUUAGGUCUGCCUCUGAGAGGUUUUUGGUGGCAAGAAAUAGUAAAAGAUCCAGUUUUUCGUCAGGAAUUGCCGUUAUGGCCAGGACGGCAAUGCCAGUGACCAAAGGGCUAUCAUUGAAUUUGCGGUGGGGUUUGAAUUUUCCUGGGAAUAUGGGAUUGGAAAUGCCAUCCUUGACUGUAAACAAGAUUGGGUUAGAGUGGGUUACGGAAGCCAAAAAGAAUAAGCCGAGCAUGGACGGUUCUGGCGACGAUUUGCAGUUGUUGAAGGGCACGUAUUUUUCGAUGCAGAGAGACUUGGAGAGUGUAGAGAAGGAAAACAGGGAGAUGAAGAAUUUGUUAGAUGAGAUGAAAAAAAGGGUUUCAACAAGAAAUCACGGCGAGGAAGGUAAUGGUACUAGGAAGAAAGUUUCUCAACGUUCUGGCGAGAGCUCUAGUGAGUUUGAACGUUGGAGAAGCAAAAAGAAUGCGAAAGAAGAGAAGGUACAAAAAGAACCAACGAAGUCUCAUAGUCUGGCGAGCGAUCUGGAAUCGGAGCUGCAGAAAGCCCUAAAGAUUGCUUCCUCUUAGUAAAGUGAACAGAAUAAAUCUUGAUACGCUAAUAGUUAGGUGAUAUGAGUUGAUUUCACAUUGCACUGGCAUCACUAAUAAGCCAGAAAGCUGCAUUAUGUUAUGCGUAUUGAACUGGACACAAGUGAUUGGCUUCCCUGUUAGUCCAAUGAAAGAGGAAAUUCUUGAUGCAGAACUGAUGCACCAAAUGGCAGAGUAAUUUUUAGAAUUCCAGUUUUGCAAAUAUUGAUGAACAGUGUGAAUGAU
Messenger RNA from Neltuma alba, 1651 nucleotides. RefSeq lists its product as uncharacterized. The transcript is spliced from 2 exons. Lineage: Eukaryota; Viridiplantae; Streptophyta; Magnoliopsida; Fabales; Fabaceae. The record is from RefSeq and is a predicted model, not a curated record. The coding region runs from base 218 to 1405 and encodes 395 amino acids.